AAGCGGCGCGUUACGUCACGCGCGGCGGGCCUGGCGGGAGAUUCGGAGCUUCGCCGCGGCCCUUCGGCGCCCAAGGACCAGCUGCAACCUGCAAAGACGAUGCCUCGUACGUGCCGGUGAAAGUUGUGGCCAACGGCAGGCAACCAGAGAAGGGGAGGGAAUGGCCCCUGUGAAGGUCAAAUACAUCGUGUCUUUCACAUCUGAGGAUCCCAAGCACCCAGUGGAGAACCUGCUUCGCGAAGAAGGCCCUCGGCCCUGGCUCUGUUGCCCACGCGAUCGGAGCCGGCCGCUGAAAGCGGAGCUGCAGCUGGAGCGAGCGUGUCGCAUCAGCUACAUCGACGUGGGGAACUGCGGCUCUGCCUUCCUUCAGAUAGACGUGGGGCGGUCCUCCUGGCCGCGGGACCAGCCUUACCGCACGCUGCUGCCCGCCACCGCCUUGAUGGCGCCUGCCGACGCCAAGCUGGACAGGAACCGUUCCGGGGUCCGGAUGUUUAAAGAAGGGGACUUCCUGGCCUCGGCUCGGGCCGAGAAGUGGGACCGCGUCCGGCUCACCUGCAGCCAGCCCUUCAACAGGCACACGCAGUUUGGCCUCGCCUUCAUCUGCGUCCGCACUCCGCUGGACCCAGAGGACAGCACAGCGGAGCCGGCUGCCGCUAGCCAGGUUCCUCCCGAGCUCAAGAGCAGCCCAUGGCUCUCUAAUGCGGCCAUCUGUCGGACGUACUUCCCGGAAACGGCACCGAGCAGUGAGGAGGAAGCAGCGCUGAGAACCCACCUGCAGCAGCUGGAUCCCGCUUCCAGCCCUGAGCCCCGGAGUCCUGCCUGCAUGAGCCGCCCGGCCAGGAUGGUGCUGAAGGCGGCGAGUGCCCGCAAGAGGGUCUUCCCCCUGGCCGUGAGCGCCGUCGCGCCGGGACCGGCCCAGAGUGCCUCUCGGGGUCCCCCCACAGCGCGGUCCGGUCAGGAAUUGCCCGUGAGAAGAGAGCGACUGAAAGCAAGUAGAAGAAGGGGAACCAGCCGCGGCUUGGAGAGGUCCCCGGCAGUCCCUUCUGCCAGGUCUCGAAACGGGUCCCGAAGGGAGAGGAGAACUGAAGGCCAGAGGGGAAGGCUGAGGAACGUGCAGGGUGACAGCGAGGAGGAGGAGCAGGACGGGAACAGGCCACGGGGGUCAGACGUGGGCUUUGGCACGUGCCCCAUCUGCGCCGGCCGCUUUCCCACCAGCCUCCUGCCCGCUCAUGCCUCGGGCUGCGGAGAAGCGGACGAGAGAGCCGGCGCCGCCUCGCCUUCCUCCUCGUGGGACGAGCCCACGGAGGCCUGGGUUCCCUGCCCCAUCUGCCAGCUUUCGUACGCUGCGGUGCACGUGGAGAGUCACGCGAGCACUUGCGGGGAGCAGGACGAGGCCUUGGACGGCGGGCGGGACGGAGGAGGGCCUCUCGCAAGCCGCCCCCUGGCGGGACCGGCUGCUCUUCUGCCUGCUGGCACCUGGCGGGGAAAAACAAGGCAUUCCCGGCUCGGCACCGAAGCAGCAGAGCCGCCCGGCCGGGCCCCGCCGCCUCGGGGUCCAGCGGGGAAGGCGCCCCGAGCACCGGUCGCCGGCUCCCCCGCGGGCACGAUGGCGGACUACGAGGGCAUCACGAGACUUCCUGCCUCCCCCAUCUUGCCCUCCUCGGCACUGACCUCCGAAGGGUUCGGGUUCGGGUCUGAGGAGCAGCACCCUAGAAGUGCUAUGAGAGACUCCAGGGCCACAGAGCGUGCAACAAACCGACAACCGCCGUUGUCCUUCUGCCCCUCCCCUCAGCAAGCCAACUGGAAAGAAAUCGUUAACAAGAAGCUGAAGUUCCCGGAGGGGCUGCUGGGCGCCAUCCAGGACGGCCACCUGGGGAAGGUGCAGCAGCUGCUGCAGGUGAGCGACGGGAUCCUGCGGCAGCUGGACGAGGCCGAGGACCGGGCGUGGCGAGAGGCGCUGAACAUGGCCAUCCGCACGGGCGGCGAGGAGAUGAGCAAGACGCUGCUGCGCUUCGUCAAGUUCGACUUCCGGCAGGUGCACGAGGCCCUGCUGGUCGCCGUGGACACGAACCAGCCCAGCGUCGUCAAGCUGCUGCUGGACCGGCUGGACCAGGAGAAGGGCCUCAAGAUGGACAUCAAGUCCUUCUCGCUGGCCUUCUUCGACAACUCCAUCGACAACUCGCGCUUCGCCCCCGGCGUGACGCCCCUCACCCUGGCGUGCGAGAAGGACCUCUACGAGAUCGUGGACAUGCUGAUGAAGAAGGGGCACGCCAUCUCGCGGCCCCACAAGGUCUCGUGCGCCUGCCUGGAGUGCUCCAACGGCCGCAAGUUCGACCUGCUCAAGUUCUCGCUCUCUCGCAUCAACACGUACAAAGGCAUCGCCAGCCGGGCCCACCUCUCCAUCGCCAGCGAGGAUGCCAUGCUGACCGCCUUCAAGCUCAGCCGCGAGCUCAAGCGCCUCUCCAAGAAGGAGCCCGAAUUUAAGCCGGACUACCUGGCCCUGGAGCAGCUGUGCCAGGAGUUCGCCUUCGAGCUGCUGGGCAUGUGCCGCAACCAGAGCGAGGUGACGGCCGUGCUGAACGACGUGGGCGACGACGCGAUGGACGAGGACGAGGAGGACGUGGACGACCAGGCCUUCGAGGAGGGCAUCCCCAACCUGGCGCGGCUCCGCCUGGCCGUCAACUACAACCAGAAGCAGUUCGUGGCGCACCCCAUCUGCCAGCAGGUGCUCUCGUCCAUCUGGUGCGGGAGCCUGCAGAGCUGGCGGGGCAGCACCAGCCUCUGGAAGGUCUUCAUCUCCUGCGCCAUCUUCCUGGCCAUGCCCUUCCUCUGCCUGAUCUACUGGUUUGCCCCCAAGUCCAAGGUGGGCAAAAUACUGAAGAUCCCGGUGAUCAAGUUCCUGCUGCACUCGGCCUCGUACCUCUGGUUCUUGGUGUUCCUGCUGGUGGAGUCGCUGGUCCUGGAGCACCACCAGGAGGCCUUCAAGGGGCGCAACCAGACCAUGUGGGAGACCUCGCUCCACAUGAUCUGGGUGGCAGGGUUCUUCUGGUUCGAGUGCAAGGAGGUCUGGAUCGAGGGCCUGCGCAGCUACCUGCUGGACUGGUGGAACUUCCUGGACAUCGUGAUCCUCAGCAUGUACCUGGCCUCCUUCGUGCUGCGCGUGCUCAUCUUCAUCAAGGGCACCAGCUGCUUGGAGAGCGGCUCCUCCUCGCUCGAGUGCCACUACUACACCCAGGCCGAGCGGGACGAGUGGCGCACGGAGGACCCCCAGUUCAUGGCCGAGGUGCUCUUCGCGGUGACCAGCAUGCUGAGCUUCACCCGCCUGGCCUACAUCUUGCCGGCCCACGAGACUCUGGGCACGCUGCAGAUCUCCAUCGGCAAGAUGAUCGACGACAUGAUCCGGUUCAUGUUCAUCAUGAUGAUCAUCCUGACGGCCUUCCUGUGUGGGAUGAACAACAUCUAUGUGUACUACCAGGACUCCGAGCGGCUGGGCAGCUUCAACGAGACGUUCCAGUUCCUCUUCUGGACCAUGCUCGGGAUGGAGGAGCACAAUGUGGUGGACAUGCCCAAGUUCUUCCUGGCCGAGCUGAUGGGCCGCGUGCUCUACGGGGUCUUCACCAUCGUCAUGGUGGUCGUCCUGCUGAACAUGCUCAUCGCCAUGAUCACCAACUCCUUCCAGAAAAUAGAGAACGAUGCCGACGUGGAGUGGAAAUUUGCACGCUCGAAGCUCUACCUGUCUUUCUUCAGGGAAGGCCUGACACUCCCAGUCCCCUUCAACAUAAUCCCAACUCCAAAGUCCAUCUUCUAUGCCAUCAGGGGCCUCCUCCGCUUCAUGUGCUGCUACAAGCCCAAGCGGCAGCAGAAGUAUCCCCCGCUCCCCACCAUCUCCAACCCGUCGGUGGAGGAGGGCGGCCUGCGCGCCGACAGCCGCGUCGCCUACCGCCGCCAGGUGCUCAAGGCGCUGGUGCAGCGCUACAUCGACACGGCCCGGCGCGAGUUCGAGGAGAGCCGGCGCAAAGGUGAG
Molecule: messenger RNA, 4024 nt
Organism: Varanus komodoensis (Komodo dragon)
Lineage: Eukaryota; Metazoa; Chordata; Lepidosauria; Squamata; Varanidae
Gene: XNDC1N
Product: XRCC1 N-terminal domain containing 1, N-terminal like
Exons: 23
Biological process (GO): manganese ion transport; regulation of cytosolic calcium ion concentration; single strand break repair
Cellular component (GO): membrane; nucleus; cation channel complex
Molecular function (GO): store-operated calcium channel activity; damaged DNA binding; inositol 1,4,5 trisphosphate binding
Source: RefSeq, a predicted model, not a curated record